Pelobates cultripes (western spadefoot toad) is the source of this 405-nucleotide messenger RNA. Lineage: Eukaryota; Metazoa; Chordata; Amphibia; Anura; Pelobatidae. The record is from the annotation of a GenBank genome assembly.
AGCCUACACAAAAAGCCUUUCUGUCGCGUUUUAAUGCACCCUUUAUCGCACCCUGUUGCAAUUGAGAUGCUAUCAGGGAAGAUUGGUACUGGUAGUUCCACUGUGGCCAGCUCUGCCUUGGUUACCAUCACAUCUGGAAAUGCUCAUCAAUUUGCAUCACCUUUUGGCUCUCUCUUGAUCGAUCCAGAUGGGAAUACUUACUUGUUUAUACAUCAGGGUCUUCUCAAGUUCGUAGCAUGUUUGAUUUUAGGGAACACUGGACUCUUGAGGGCGUUCUACAAUCAACUCUCCAGCUCCUCAUGGGAGCAUGGGCACCUGGAACACCCAGCUCCUAUUCCUAUGCAUGGACCAAAUCGGUUAAUUGGUGCAUGGAACAAUGUCUGGAUCCCUUAUCGACUCCUUUGA